This is a messenger RNA of Suillus subaureus, 1372 nucleotides long. RefSeq lists its product as uncharacterized. The record is from RefSeq and is a predicted model, not a curated record. NCBI's taxonomy places the organism in Eukaryota, Fungi, Basidiomycota, Agaricomycetes, Boletales, Suillaceae. The transcript has 16 exons. The coding region runs from base 450 to 1316 and encodes 288 amino acids.
GUUUGUGACUCCCUGAGGCACCCGUCAAUGUUGUGACUUAGCUAAUUGCCCGCAUCUCACGCCAAAAGGUUAACUAACCACUGCGUUGGAUCGGCUACGGGGGGUUACAGGCUAUUGAGGAACAAGAUCGCUUAAUAAGUUGGUCAAUUUUCCAUUGCCUAUGUACUCAGGUCUUUCACCCAUUCACCGAUUCAAAUUCUAAUGCCUUGCCAAUCAUCCUCUUAAUCUUGCCUCCCUAAGCUGCUUCAACGCGAAGCGUCCUGUCCAUCGAUCUUCGCCAUCAACUCACUCACAUACAGUCGUUCCCACAUUUACAUUUACUUUUUUUUUUAUCUACGUCGUCCCCCAUCCUAAUUCGAAUCCGCGACCGCUGCCCAACUUACGCAACAAUUAUAUCCGCAACUCCAUACCGACUAACCUUGAUCUGAAUUUUCUGGUUCAUUUCAUAGAUGAAAGAACUUGCGGUCGUGGAAAACCAAGCAACGGAGAAGUAUCUGCGGAUAGCAUCAAUCUCCAUUGCAUUAUAUGAUUAUAUCAUUACCCUCCCUGCAGAAUGGCGGUUUUACCGAAGCCAAUCGUCACUUUUUCGUCUCCGCCUUGCUUGCAUCUUAUUCAUUCUCAUACGCUAUGGUAGUAUCAUGGUCAUGAUACUCAGUAAUUACGGAGUCUUCUCCACUGGUUUCACACAAGAAACGUGUAAACAUUACUAUAUGGUUGCGCCUGUCUUCAAAGUUAUGCAGACUAUGAUAUCACAAGUCAUCCUAGGUGUCAGGACAUUCAAUAUUGCAAGGAGGGAUAGGCGGAUAGGAAUUACACUAGUGGUGCUAUACUUCCUCUCAAUUUCGCUGGAGUGGUUCACCAAUAUGUUCAACCGGAUACCUGUCGUUGGAAAUUGCACUCCAGGAAAUUCUGGUAAAAUACUGUCGGCAUGGUUCUACUACACCGUUUCGAUGUUGUAUGACCUUGCAGUAUUGACCAUCUCCACCGUAUAUCUUCUGCGCUACAAUCCUCUCAGCAACAGACUGGAACAGCUGACCCAGGCCGCAGGGGCAUCAAUAGGUUUUGCUGUAAUAUGGAUUAUGAGCCAACGGAUUCUCAUCCAUCUGCGAGAGCUCUCAGAAGCAGAGAACCGACGUUUGGACAACAUAGUCGCCGCGCGUUCCCCACAAAAUGCUCGAGACGUGGUAUCGUUCGAUGGUGUGCGCACUGAUGACAUGGAACUUGACAUAUGUACAUGUGUCAAGCCCUUGGUGACUUUAGACCACACGGAUGAAUGUGGGGUUUCUAGUUCAUGGGAUAAUCCGAUGGAAAAUUGAAUCUGGGCGUGGAUGUGCAACUUCGCUGUUAAUAUAUGUAACGCUAUCUGCAGUGA